Molecule: messenger RNA, 1390 nt
Organism: Jaminaea rosea
Lineage: Eukaryota; Fungi; Basidiomycota; Exobasidiomycetes; Microstromatales
Exons: 4
Coding region: 84-1190 (368 amino acids)
Source: RefSeq, a predicted model, not a curated record
ACCCGCCGCCAGUCGUCAUCUUGCACUCUUUUGGAAGUACCUCGACUCCGAAGCUCUAUCCCCUUCCCCUCGCUGCCGCCAACAUGAGCGCUCAUGACUCUGCAUGGUGGGCCUUGAUCUCGCCGUUUGAGAAGCGUUGGCGCUGCCAGCUGCAGACGAGUCUCCCCUUCCACUUCUCCUUCCAGAAUCCGGUUUGGCGAGCACUCAAGUGCGGCACCACACUCGCCUUCCCCUUGAUCAACCCUUCAACCAAGCAGCACCGAGCUCAGCUCCUCGUGCCUGAUGCCGAGGACACACUCAACUCGAUCUGGCUCGCCGAGGCCGACAUCCUCUACUGCUCUCCCCAAGGUCUCCAGAACAUGCUCGAGACGUCCGUCAAGCCCGAGUCGCCAAAAGAGUGGCGCAAGGCCGUGGAGAAGCUCAAUCAAGCCCAUACCGGCGCGGCACCCGUCAGCGAAGAGAAGGCCGAGUGCUACGAGCGUCAUGGACUCCUCGUCUUCCAGGUCUUUGCUACGACAGAGGCUGGCCUCCUCUUCUUUGCCCGCAAGGAUGUGACGGGUCACACCACCUGGCUUAAGCCGCUGCCGCCUCGCAAGGAGCACAUGCUAUUCCGCAAGCAACCCAACUCGGACGUCCAUGAGCUUUGGCUGAAGGAUUCCUUCCCUGGUCUACUCAACCAGUCCGUCAACUUUGAGCCGUACCCAGGAAAUCCCGCCAUCAAGGCUUGGAAUACGUCGGACACGUUCCGUCUUCUCCCCGCCUUUGGCCCUCACGAUGACCUGGUCUCCUUUGCCGGCCGCCAAGACGAUUGGAUUCGCUGCACACAUGGCACAGCCGCUCGUGCCCUCGAGAUCGAGGAGCAACUCACCAAGGACUUGCGUGACGACUUGGGCUUCGAAGCCGUGCGCGGUGUCACCGUCAUUGGCAAUGGCAAAGCAGGUCUCGGCGCCGUCAUUGAGCUCGACAAGGAGGAGGCUAGUCCCAUGACCAAGGAGGAGGAAGCCGCCUUGCUCAAGUCUACGACGUACAUCAACGAUAAGCUUCUCCACUACCCCAGCGUUCUGCACCCUUCAAACUGCAUCGUGACCGACGCAUCUCGCCCCAUCCGCAUGACGCAGAAGGGGUCGAUCCAGCGAGCCCUCAACGAGCAGACAUUCGGUCCAGAGCUGGAGCGCCGUCUCUCUGCCUAGACCAUCUGAGACUUGCACAAGAAGCAGGCGCUCCGUGCUUGCCCCUCAGUGGUCUCUCCGGAAGGAGUGUGAGACCCUUUCCCCUUGCUUUCAUUGCCCCAUGAUCCUCUGUACUCGGACGCGUUCAUCUUAGUCGCCUCGCUCAUCUCAUUGUAUCUAGCUACUGCUCAACUUCAAGGAUUCGAAAAUCAUGAUGCUCG